AUGUCAUUCUCAUGUUGUUUUCAUUAUCAUGACAAGGAUGAUGAUGAGGAGGAGGAGGAUGUUGACGAUGGUGAAGAUGAUGAUGAUGAUGAUGAUGAUACUGAGGAUGUUGACGAUGGAAUGAUGGCAAACACGACGAAGCAAGCAGGGAAUGAUUUAUACGGUACUGAUGAUAAUCCGAUAAGUGAAGACGAUAAAGAGAAACUCAAAGAAAGUAUAACUGUUGAGCAUAUCGAAGUACAAGAAAGACAGACAAUGCAAAGAAAGCUUGAUGGUUCUGCGACACCACAAACACAUUCAACGGAGGACGACGAACCGGAGAAGUUUCCCUGUGACGGUACUGGCGUGAUUUCGUCAGAAGAUAGGAUCGCCAACAAUAACAGUUGCAGACAAACCACUGACGAACAUUUACAGCGUGACAUUAUCUGUCAUCAUACUGUUGAAGUUGAUAAGCAGCAGGUAAGUGUUACAUCUGAUACACCAUCUGCGGGUUCUGAGGAGCAGUUUGACGAUACAUCGACAGCUGACGAUGACGGUUCUGAGAAAGCACGUCAUUCGCAUGACCAGUCAGAAAAAAGCCACUAUGACCACAGCGAAGGGAAACUUUUUGGAUCAGAGACUGAUCCGGAAAAGGGCAACUGA
Molecule: messenger RNA, 642 nt
Organism: Mizuhopecten yessoensis (Yesso scallop)
Lineage: Eukaryota; Metazoa; Mollusca; Bivalvia; Pectinida; Pectinidae
Product: protein PFC0760c-like
Exons: 3
Coding region: 1-642 (213 amino acids)
Source: RefSeq, a predicted model, not a curated record